AUGGCUGACGGACUAUUGAAGGCGGAGAAGGACUUCUCCAAGGAUGCUGACAAGCUAAUUCCCGAGGCCGAGCAGAUCGCCAAGACCGAUGCUCAACGCGCUAUUGACAGUCUGCUCGGACUGGAGAAACAAGCAAGACAGGCCUCUGAUCUCCCAACUACAUCCCGUCUUCUCGUCGCUAUCGUAACGCUCAGCAAAAACUCCGGAGACUGGAGCCUUCUCAACGACCAAAUCCUUCUUCUCUCCAAGAAGCAUGGCCAGCUUAAACAAGCCAUUACAAAGAUGGUGCAAGUGGUAAUGGGAUUCUUGGAUGAGACACCCAGCAUGGAUGUGAAGUUGUCUGUCAUCGAGACCCUCCGGACUGUGACUGAGGGAAAGAUCUUUGUCGAAGUCGAAAGAGCCCGCGUCACCCGCAUCUUGUCGAAUAUUAAGAAAUCCCAAGGCGAUCUCAAUGCCGCCGCUGACACCCUCUGCGAACUGCAAGUCGAGACAUUCGGAUCCAUGACCAGAAGAGAGAAAACCGAAUUUAUCCUGGAACAAGUGGCCCUUUGCAUAGAGCGUGGCGACUGGACACAAGCAACUAUCCUGAGCCGCAAGAUCAAUAGGCGUUACUUCAACCGCAAGCCGAAGAAGAGCCCCGAGGAGAUCGCGAAGCUCAAGCAGGAAGCCGAGGAGAGGGAGAAGACCCGUGCUCCGGAUGAGCCCCCGAUGGAAGUUGAUGACGACGUAACGGAUCUGAAGCUCCGCUACUAUGAACAACAAAUCAUCCUUUCGAACCACGAUUACAAGUACCUGGAUGUGUGUAAACAUUAUCGCGAAGUGCUGGAUACAGAGUCGGUACAGAACAACCCAGAACAGCUGCGAGCAGUCCUUGCCCGGAUUAUCUACUACAUCAUCCUGUCUCCAUAUGACAACGAACAGUCAGAUCUGUUGCACCGUAUCCAAUCGGACUCUCGAAUUUCCAUGGUCCCCGUGGAGAACCGGCUUCUGAAGUUUUUCACCAUCCACGAAUUGAUGCGCUGGCCAGCCAUUGGACAGCAAUUUGGCCCCCAUUUGUGCAAUACCGAUGUCUUCAAUCCCCAGCCCAGUCAGUCGUCUGCAGACGACCAACCAUUCAAGAGGUGGCAAGAUCUUCGGAAGCGGGUUAUUGAACACAAUGUCCGCGUCGUGGCCAAAUAUUACACGCGGAUCCAGAUGGGCCGGUUGACUCAGCUUUUGGACUUGACCGAGGAAGAGACGGAGAAGUAUAUCAGUGAAUUGGUCACAUCGAAGACAAUCUAUGCGAAGAUCGACCGUCCCGCGCGGCUGAUCAACUUCGCCAAGCCGCGCGAUGCUGAUGAUGUGUUGAACGAAUGGAGUAGCGACAUGAAGAGCCUCCUGGGACUCUUGGAGCGCAUCGAUCACUUGAUCACCAAGGAAGAGAUGAUGGCCCGUAUCCUCCCCACUCGGGAGAAGGGCAAGGCCCGUUAA
This is a messenger RNA of Aspergillus bombycis, 1470 nucleotides long. RefSeq names its product proteasome regulatory particle lid subunit RPN5. The transcript has 5 exons. The coding region runs from base 1 to 1470 and encodes 489 amino acids. The record is from RefSeq and is a predicted model, not a curated record. Gene Ontology annotation, cellular component: cytoplasm; nuclear proteasome complex; proteasome regulatory particle, lid subcomplex. Lineage: Eukaryota; Fungi; Ascomycota; Eurotiomycetes; Eurotiales; Aspergillaceae.